CCACCGCUCCCAGUUCUGCAAAACGCGCGAGCAGCCAGAGCUAGCGAGCUUUCAGUAGUAGAUAGAUGGAGGAGGCCAUGCUCCAACUCCAAGCCCUGUGACUACAUACUGAUGUGGUAUCAACCGCGACGGCCCGCCGCGGCUGGUCCCUUCUCGCAACCGGAGCCGCAGCAUCUGCCGCAAGCACCUCCGCCUCCUGCCUCCGAUGGCCACCCGGCCGACGCGCCGCCGGCCGGGCACUCCGUUCGGUGGCUCGCCGCCGCGGGCUUCGCCUUCCUCAUCUUCAACUCCGGGAUGGCCGUCCACCGCUCCCGGGGCGACCUCGGUGCCAUCGCGUUCGUCGCGUUUUCGCACCUCGACCUCCUCGCACUGUUCCUCUGCCUCCGGCGGUACGAGGGCGCCCGCCCCGGCUCGCCGCUCCGGGAUCAGCUGAGGAUGGCCAUCUGGCUCCUCACCUCGGCGCUCACGCUGAUGUUCUCGUCCAAAGUCGCCGCCGUGGUUCCCGGCGCCGUCGCCGCCGUGGUUUGGCUCGUUGCGUUUGGAACGGUCGCCGGCGGUUUCUAUGCACUCUUCUUCUGCGGCAACGAGGACAAGCAAUCGAAUGUUUUUGAUACAAUCAUUAAUUAAUAAAAAUAUUACUUUUGCGAGUGCCGC
Setaria italica (foxtail millet) is the source of this 654-nucleotide messenger RNA. RefSeq lists its product as uncharacterized. Lineage: Eukaryota; Viridiplantae; Streptophyta; Magnoliopsida; Poales; Poaceae. The coding region runs from base 112 to 627 and encodes 171 amino acids. The transcript has a single exon. The record is from RefSeq and is a predicted model, not a curated record.